CUCCCAGUUUCAAAACAGUCAAAAACAUUGCCCAUCGUAUCAAAAUUUCCCGUGCUGAGCGAUUAAAUUGUUUUAUAUAUUUAGUAACCUUCAAUUUCCUGCUCAAUAGUAUGCAAUUCGCACCCAUACAGCAUAAUGCAGAACGGUAAUUCUACGCUGUACCAAGAUCAAAACGAAAUAGAGGUAGUUAUUCUGAAACGAUCUGAAACAAUAAGGCGACACACUUCCACCGAACGAACUGAACAAAUCUGCAUGUUCGUAUGUCCAAUUUAUCACCUUGCGUUGGAAGUAGUAUUGGUGUGAAUUGUGUUAAUGACUAUAUGCUUCGAAGGCGAUUUUAUGUUUUGCGUCUGUUAACUGUGUAACAUUGUGUGAAUAUGUAUGUGUAUAUCAUAUAAACCGAAACAUGAAAAGUAUAUUACACAAAUUAUUGUUACAUCUAGUUUGGGUGAAGUAAUGAAACAUUGGAUUGCUAUGAAGGUUAUGAGAGUACAUUUAUUCUUUCAUUUAAACCGCUUGAUGCACAGUGUGGUAAAAUGGGAGACGUAUAUAGAAAUGUACUAGAAAAAUGUGACUUUGUAUCCUUAUAUAAAUUUCCCCAUUAUGGAGUGCCGGGCCAUAAUCUACAUAACCAAAUAGAGAUCGAAUAUGAAUGCAGUUCACGUGACUUACCUUACAACUGUAUGCAGCCACUUCCACUGCUGCCACCUGCUAAGGUUUCUAACAGAGUCUUGCAAGGUGAAGAUCCAGCGACCAUUUUAGUCAAAAAGAAACUCCUUUGGAAACAUCAAAUUGCUGUUCAUAAGGGUCGCUACAAGACACAGAAGAAAAGAAAUAUGGUUUGUAAAAUUCUACAGGAUCUGAUUUCAUCAAAUAAAACGGUACACACAGUUUCACAUGAAGAUGCAUAUUAUGUGAAAUUGAUUGGAAGAAAUCCAGAUGAAGAAUUUGAUGGGACCUACAAUUGGUACUACAGUGGAGGAUGCUUGGAUAAGCUGGAGGUAGAUGGCCAAGUGUUGCUCCUAACCACGGAAGGCAAGAAGAAAGACCAAUUAUGUGUUCUGCCAUUAGAAAUGAAAAAUAACUGGCAGGCUUCCUUAUCAGGUGGCAGUUCUGUUCAGUCCACCUGUGGUCACACCAUUCACCAAGUGCGUGGCAUGUACAGGCAAGAUGAAGGUUUUGUUGGUGUACGUCUUCGCAAUGCAUGUCACUUGUACUCACUCAACCCAGGCUUGCAUCUAGAAAGUAUGCAUAAGGCAACAUCUAAACGUCCAUUCAUAGGAUUAGAUCUGAGUCCCCAUUCACCUGGAACAUACUGUACUGUUACAACCAGUAGGUGCAUUCAAGAGUGGGACAUUAAUGCAAGGAAACCUGUUACUUCUAGCGUUCCUACUGAACAAACACUGGGAGACAAGUGGUGCAGUGUAUCCUACUGUAAUGAUCCGCAAGUGAUAAGGGUGACUGACAGAUGCUGUUCAUUUAUUCUGGACAAGAGAAACCAUACAAGGAAAUCAAGUGUGAUGUUAUGCAUCAAGAAGAUGCCAAAUGUUCUAGAAUACUGUGAGACCAUAUCCUUGGAGUUUCUGAGCCGCAUACUGCCACAUGCCUUGUACUUGUGCACAAAUCACCAUGUUUUUCUAUAUGACAUACGUGCUGGAUCAAAGCCCUUACAGCGCUGGACACACCUUCUCUGUUCCACACCAUUAUAUGGUUGUACAGUAGUUCCCAGCAGUGAAGAAGAGCUGGUAUGCAUAGGAAACCAAGAGCCUGGCGAGAUAGUGACACUGCUCAACAGAUGUGAUGGAGAGGUACCAUACUGCCAGGUUCCUCCAUUUGCCCUCCCGAACAUGCAUGAUGCUGUUCAUUCUGCCCACAAACAUGGGCUAUGGCUCAAUCCCUUCACACAGCGGCGUGUUCAGCUCAGCCUGACAGGUCUGGUGUGGCUCCCACCACAUGGUUCUCAUCUCACACUUCUGUCUCAGACUGCUGCUGGAGAUAUCUUCAGUCAUAUCCUGAAGCCCAGGGAUUUGUUGCAGUCAAAUGGCAGAAACAAGUGCAACAAUGCAGAUCAGAAGAAUAAUGUGAAUAGUAGUUCAGAGACUGUGAAUGACUAUUCAAAAACACGGGACUUGAGACGAUUAGUAAAAUGGGAAAAGCAGCUCCUCAAGAGGAAGACAUCACCUACUAUGAAAAUAACAACAAGGAAGGAAAUGAAACAUAUAUAUGAAAGAUUACAUUCCUGUGGAUACAGACUCCAUAAAAAUACAGAAAAGAAGAUUCAGAAAGAUAAGUGGAUGAUGUCAAAGCAAGCAAUGCAAAGUUGUAUAGAUAUAUUGGCUCCUAGGAUUCUUGCAGUUUGGGACAUUGAAAAAGAACCAGAGUGGUAUGAAGGGGAAAUCGUUUUUCAGAAAGACCUUUCUCCCACAUCACAUGAUAAAGUACAGGCAUGGUUGACUAGUGUACAGAAUGGAGAGCAGAACACUGAAUCACACAAUAGAGUAUCUGAAGAAGAGCCUUCAGUUUUUAACACCUUACAUUUGUCAGAACAAGAUAUUAGAUCUAUGAAAUCUGAAGCUGGAUUGACUACACUUCAGUCGAGAAAACAGUCUCAUACCCAAAGGAAAGACUUAUACAAAAUGACACAUCAUGGGUAUCAGGAUAUGUUUACCCCUUCCAAAACAAAAUUCUCUACUUCAACACCUUCAGUUGUAAGACAUGUUGAAGGUCUUACCCAAGAUACUUUUAAAACCCUGGAUCAUCAAGUGAAUGACCUAAUUAGUCAAGAUAUAUCUCUGUCACAACCUGGUGUUACACAUGAUAUCUUGACGUCUGUGAGACAUACGAUCAAGGAAAGUCGAGAGCUAUCACAACAUGAAGAGAGUAUGAUUCUUAGCCAAGGAAAUAGUAAAAUUAAUAGGAAAGAUAUUAAAAUUCAUAGCAAAAAUGCAUCUGUUGCUGGCUUUUGAGAUGGCUGAUUAUUGUAUUACAUAUUCACUGUACAUACAUAAGGAGUGGGCCUAACUGCUGGCCUUUGCACUUUGACCUUUAGUGAUCUAUUGUGCUGCUUAAUAUAUUACACAGCAACAUUUUUUUCUAAUUUAUAUUAAGUGAAACACUUUAACGGUCAUCCUGUUUUAGAAAUUUGUCAGCACACGGUGUUUUAUGGAAAUAUUGUCCUUUUUCUAUGAUUCACUCUCUCAUUUUACUGAGAAACUUCUAUUUCAUUUUCAUAUUUGAAUGAAUUUCAAUAUACUUAACACAUCAAAAAGAAAACAUAUUAUUAAAUACCAUGACCAUUUUGUACAUUGUUGCAAAAGUAGCCGAGUUAGGCAGCCCAAUCCACAUCUGAUGUAGUCUUUGGUUUUUCCUGUCCUGUUUGUGUUUACAAUUUUAACAUUGUGGACAGGGGCUGUAAUUCUCACUUCUUGUAUAUGCCUUCAUAUCUGCUAAAGGAUGCCAAAAUGUAGAAUUACUUCUCUUCUGUUGCUUGGAUUCUUUGACCAUCUCACUUGAAAUCCCAUGGCUUCCCUCACAUACUAUUAUUCUUUUUAUUCAAAAGAAUCUCUGCUACUUUUACAGUGUUUUAUUUCAUAACAAUUGCCUGAGUAGAUAUGGUGAUUUUGGUCUCUGUUAACAUAUGAUUCUGUGAUUGCUACACACAGCAGAUGCAAUGUUAUAUGCAGUAGGCUGAGGUGAUUUAGCUACUGCAAAUUAAAGCCAUUCUCACAGUAAUCAUAUGGAUUUUAGACAUGGAUGUUAUGAAAGUUACAUUUUAAGGAAUGAAUUUGUUUUCCUUGUUAUAGGAAUGAUAUAAAAAGAUUUUGUAACAUUUUCCAGAAAUGGCUUAAGGAAAUGUACUACCAAAAAAAGUAUUAGCAAGGCACAUUCCUAAUUCUUGUUGCGUAAGUUUAUAGUCCUACAUUAAGUUAUUACUAUUUUAUUUUUGUCAAGAAUUUGUUACUUAAGCACAGAUUCUGCAACAUUAAAUUGCUCAGAUAUAAUCUCAGAGUUUUGGCCUGCCACCAUGACUGUCAUUGUUUCCUUGCAAACAGUAUUUCAUACAUAAUAUUUAAGUAGUUUGUGGUCUCUUUAUAUACUUAAUUUUACAUUCCUUGUUCCAUUAGCUUAUUAGCUAUCACUGUCAAACCAGUGAUGUCAACAAUGUUCACUGCAUUUUCUAUCACUUCCAAGAUAUGAUCAUUUUGUUGUAAUAUGGUCCACUUUGCUCCACACAGAAUCUGAGGUGUGACUAACACUAUCCUCAUCAUAACUUACUUCCUCCCAGAAUCAGUUAUUACAAAUUUUGUGGUGUGUACAACAACCCUUACCGAACUCCUGUAAAUUCAUAAUUCCACUGGCACUAGCUUGUGAACUACAGUAUUAGCAUCAAUGGCAUAAACUUCUACAAGUUUCUUCAGCACUGAAAACCAAACUAUAUAAAUCUGUUUCAUCUUUCCAUGUGCAUGAAACAGAAGUCAAGAACCGGCAUAAUAAUUAAGGCCUGUAAGGGAGUAGAAUCAGAUUUGUACGUUUAUGUUUAUUCUGAGUACUUCAUCAGGGGAAGUAAAUGUUCAAAUUAAUGAUAUUAUCAGCUGAUCCUAUCUGGUCAGUCAGUGCUGAUUUUUCACGCUGGUGCAACAGUCUGAGACUGCAUAGUUGCAAGAAGGGAGAUCAUGGUACGUGUAACUCUACCAGACAGAAACUCAAAGAAACUACCACAAUCCUUAUGCAAUAUGUUAGUAAGUCCUGUACCAGCAUAAACCUCAGUUAUAUUUCCACUUUAUCCAAUGCAAAUGAAAUUUAUUCUACUGAAUUGCUCUGCGGUAUAAAAUGGAUGGUGCCCAUCUGUAAUUUUAAUUAAUGUAAUAAACAUUCUGUUUUAUACAAGAGUAAAUUAUCUUUAUAUUUAACGUUUCUCACUUGUGCAUCUUAAGUUCUAAAACUCUACCCAGAUGUCAUGGGAUUAAAUUUCCACAAUUUGAAGUGAUUUACAGCUUAGUGUUCAAGUCCACUGCCUACCACAGAAUUUCACUAUAACAGGCAAGAAUUUGAAGUUAAAUAUGACUUACUCUGGACACUGUCCACCACUUUGAGUUUUUUAACACAACAAUUCAGAAACUGGAUCUGCUUCCAUUACCAGAUGUAAGGGAAGAAAGGUCCCUACUUAGAUGGGCCUGUUAGAAAGGGCUAGUCUCAAUUACUGCACCCCAGCAUCAUGUUUCACCAAAGUUCAAGUACUUCUUGAGACAGAAUGUGACACAUGACCUUUCAAUUUAUGCACUUUAUGAAAAAACUGCCCCAGUGUGUAGACUGUAUUCAUAUAAGAAAACCACUGCUUCACAUGGCUGGCUUUUA
This is a messenger RNA of Cryptotermes secundus, 5355 nucleotides long. RefSeq lists its product as uncharacterized. The transcript is spliced from 9 exons. Gene Ontology annotation, molecular function: protein binding. Bases 537 to 2966 code for a protein of 809 amino acids. Lineage: Eukaryota; Metazoa; Arthropoda; Insecta; Blattodea; Kalotermitidae. The record is from RefSeq and is a predicted model, not a curated record.